Molecule: messenger RNA, 1449 nt
Organism: Juglans regia (Persian walnut)
Lineage: Eukaryota; Viridiplantae; Streptophyta; Magnoliopsida; Fagales; Juglandaceae
Product: pyridoxine/pyridoxamine 5'-phosphate oxidase 2
Exons: 8
Coding region: 100-693 (197 amino acids)
Biological process (GO): pyridoxine biosynthetic process
Molecular function (GO): pyridoxamine phosphate oxidase activity; FMN binding
Source: RefSeq, a predicted model, not a curated record
UAAUGCAUUUUGAAGGAGGAAGCCAUCGUGAUUCGUGAAGGCUCUUAGAAAUAACUUUUCCGUUUCUACCGACGGACGGACAGGAAGAGAAUUGCAGCAAUGGAAGCCGUAACAGGGCCAUGGAAGCAGCUUCUUCUGAACGCAUUGGAGUCGAACUCCCACCUUAGGCACUCUUCCUUCUUUCAACUUGCCACUGUGGGAUUGAAUGGGAGACCUUCGAAUCGCACUGUGGUUUUCAGAGGACUUGAAGAGAACACUGAUAAGAUCCAAAUCCACACUGAUUAUCGAACUCAUAAGAUUGAAGAGCUUAGGCAUUGCCCAUAUGCUGAGAUAUGCUGGUAUUUCACUGACUCUUGGGAGCAAUUCCGGGUCAAUGGAAAAAUUGAUAUCCUCGAUGAAUCAAAUCCCGAUCUCAACAAGGUCCAGCAAAGAGAAAAAUCUUGGUACGCCAGUUCUCUGAAAUCAAGACUGCAGUAUUUGGGGCCUAGUCCUGAUCUUCCCUGUCUAAGCGAACUGCCAGACCAGGAAUUCUUGGAUCAUUCUACAGGUCCAGUUGGUGCAUUCUGUCUGCUGGUUUUAGAUCCAGAUCAGGUUGAUUACUUGAAUCUGAAGAGCAACCAGAGAAUAAAAUUUACAUCUGGACUGAGUGUGAAUGGAGAAAAGUGCUGGACUUCACAGAGGAUCAAUCCAUAAUCUAUGCUUUGCGGAUGAUACAACUUGAAACACCCAGAUCUGUGCUUUAUCGAUCAUGUUAUCUUGUGGUGGUGGGAUGACAACUGAUGCAAGAUUAUGCUUGGUAGAAGCUGGCCAUGGGUGGCUUGAUGCGAUGCAACUACUGGAAACUAUAUAUUUUUAAGGUAUGCAUCAAUCCCUAUAAAUUUACUAACCUUUUGGAGUAGUGAUCCUAAAUCUUCAUUGUUAUCAAAUGGAAGUAUAGCAUGUGACCCUCAACCAUGGUUGGGUAGCACACCCACCCUUCUUCAUUUAGACUUUUGCCAAUAAAAGGAAAAACCAGGUUCUUUGUUUUUUCCUUGAGCUUCUGGCAUGGGGCAGAUAACUAGCUAAAAUAACUAUGUUAUAAUUAGCUAAAAGCUUAUAAGUCGUGCUAAUUGAAUAGGUCUAUUGCGCUUUUUGUACGCUUUAAAAUGAGUACUUUUCAUUUUCUUAAUACAAUUCCGAUGAAGUGCCUGCUUUGGACAGGUGCCUUGGAGUUAUUAGAUUCUUGCGACUCUACUUUUGAUAUCUUUAUAUAAAACCUGGAGUAUAUAAUACAUGACUUAUUCCCUAUGUGAUUUUUGCUGUUUUACUGGCACUAGUGGUUUCUAAUAAUUUCAGGUACUCCCUAGGUGGGUAUCCUGUUGUUCAAAUCGAGUCAUUGUACGAAGUUUUUCCAUUAUCAAAGUCUAUAAUGAAAAUUAGGUAGAGGGGAUGCAUGCGCCCUAUACAUUC